AUGGCGAUUGAGGCGCGGCGGGAUCUCUGGCUCGGAUUUCAUGCCACCGAAAGGAGGGACGGGGCUGACGGAGCUGGACCAGCUUCGGCGUCUUCGCCACCGGCGAGAACUUGCUCAAGACGGGCUCAAGACGGUGGGGUUUUGGACCACAAAGACCGGGAUCUCACAGAGUUCGCCGCCGACAGCGGUGAAGGCUUGAAGAAAGUCAAUUUCCGGCGUGGAAGAAUCGACAUGCGAAUUCCGGACGGGUGGGCUUUCUCGCCGGUCGAAGCGGCGCUGGUCAUCGCCGUGCCGGAUGGCGGAGGCGGACUUCACCAUGCCGUUCACCGAAUCGGGUGGUCCAUGGUCGUGGCGGUGCAGGCGCAGGAGGCCACGUGCAUGUUCUUCUUCCUCAAGCCGCUCACGCCUGGGCUCUGGCUCGCCAGCCUCGCCGCCUUCAUCUUCACCGGCUUCGUCAUCUGGGUGAUCGAGCACCGGAUCAACCCCGAGUUCCGAGGCACGCCGCUGCAGCAGUUCGGCAUCAUCUUCCACUACGCCUUCUCUACCCUCAUCUUCGCGCACAGGGAGAAUGUGGUGAGCAACCUAUCCAAGUUCCUGAUGGUCAUAUGGGUGUUCGCCGUCCUGAUCCUGACGUCGAGCUACACGGCCAGCUUGACAUCGAUGCUGACGCACUUCAAAUUCUAG
Messenger RNA from Miscanthus lutarioriparius, 684 nucleotides. Lineage: Eukaryota; Viridiplantae; Streptophyta; Magnoliopsida; Poales; Poaceae. The record is from the annotation of a GenBank genome assembly.